AUGCCCCCCUCAACACCAUUUCGGCCGGUACCUCACAACUUGCCUAUGUUUCCGACCCAUAAGCGGCAGCGUCGCACCGCUACCAGCGUCCUUGCUGGCGAUUUCGAUAUUCGACCGCCCCGGGACGUGCUUACUAGCCUGCUCAAUGGCGUAGGGCCUUACAAGGAGGUCGAGAAAGAAGAAGAGACGCGCAGAACUAAAAAGAAAGAGAGGAGGGAACGCUUGAAGGAGAAACAAAGGGCGAAAGUCACUUCCAAGGUCCCAGAGAAACCUCUCAAAGUGGAGAGUGCCACUGCACCUCCGCCUGUGCCCCCCGUUGCUAGCCAGUCAAUCAGUGCUCCAGUCAUGCAGCCCUCCUCUUUCUGGCGCGCCCGCGGGACAAGUAACCGACCCACUAUACACAUUGCCACUAUGCAGCGCUCUGUAUCCGUGACACCGCCCCCGAUGGCGUCCUCCCCACAGUCUACACCCGGUCCAUCAAUUUCUUCUGCCACAUCCCGUACAUCAUCAAAGCGCCCCCGCACUCCUGCAGAUGACUACCCCGGAUCUGAGACUUUGAAUGACUAUAUGUCUUCCCCACCACCACGAAAGAAGAGAAUUGCUGUGAAGAAGGGUUGGAAGGGUUGGGUGGAAGGUUCACCGCCGCCAUCCGAGAAGCUCAUCAAUCUAGACGCAGUUCCUGUGCUACAGGAGAGACGCACACGCAGUGGCAAAAGCUUCGAUGCAAUAGGUGUUGGAAAGGAUGGUUGGGUAUAA
This is a messenger RNA of Suillus paluster, 756 nucleotides long. RefSeq lists its product as uncharacterized. Lineage: Eukaryota; Fungi; Basidiomycota; Agaricomycetes; Boletales; Suillaceae. The record is from RefSeq and is a predicted model, not a curated record. The transcript has a single exon. The coding region runs from base 1 to 756 and encodes 251 amino acids.